AUGCGGAGUCCAGUCGCCUUAUGCCCCUUGCGCUCUUGGACCGGCAACCACAUUGUUCACCCUCGCAAACAGCUUCCUGUUGCUGCCUUUGUGGGCAUCAGGCCAUCGCAGCAGCCUCAGAGAGCAGGGGAGUCCGAAAAGGCUUCAGUGCGCGGUGACCACCUGCGCAGUGUCGCCGAGCUCCGUGUUCGUGCCAGCACCCAAGCUGCCACUGCCAAAAGAAGUCGCGGAUUUUCUUGGAACUUCUUCACCUGGUGUGGCGUUCUAGGCAUUCUUGCGGCCUGCUGGCGCAGUUGGAGCAGUGGGUCGGUCCUGUCGGCAGUGGUUGGGCUCAUGAGGCUAAGAUCUUUGUCACGGCGCGGCUCAGUGCGCGCAAAGCGUGGCAAGCUGGCACGCUUUGCUGUGCGAGGGGCGAUUCUCGCCGUGGCACUGUCAGUUCUGACAGAUCUGGCCUGGGCAUUACUCCUGGCCGUCCUCUGGAAGCCACGGGUUGCCCUGGCCAUGUUGACAUCCGCUGCGCUUGGUGCAGUGAAAAAGCUGGCGAAGUUCUUGGCGCUCAUACUGCUUUCCUGA
Molecule: messenger RNA, 573 nt
Organism: Symbiodinium natans
Lineage: Eukaryota; Dinophyceae; Suessiales; Symbiodiniaceae
Source: the annotation of a GenBank genome assembly